AUGGCUGCUCCCGCUGAAAAGACCGUCCUUGACCUCAAUGGCAACUGGAUCAUGCAACCACACGCAAACACGGCUAACAACUCCUCGCGCGGCUUCCAGAACGCCAAGCUGUCUGAUUCCUCCGACGUCGUCCUCAAGGCCCAGGGCGUCAACUGGCUGAUGCGCAAGGUCAUCACCAUGGCCACCGUCACCCUCAUCGUCAGCCAGACAAAGGACGCGGCCGGCAACAUCCUCCUCGACAUUGAGAACAAGCCCAGCGGCGGCAUGCCUGGCGCCGUCGAGAAGCGCGUCCUGAACUGGGAGCCCGUCGAGCUCAAUCACACCCUCUUUGGCAACAUUCGCGGCCGCUCCCGCGUCGCCAAGAUCUCGGACCUCGAGGACGAGUGGCUCAAGGGCGGCUGGGAGGAGGGCACCGAAGAGGUGCUCCACUUCAAGACGGAGCACAUCGACUCCAAGGGUGUCGUCACCCAGCAGGUUCUCGGCUUCGUUAAAGUUGAGGGUGUCCGGUACCAGGCCCGUCGCGUUCUCGUCACCACCGAGGGCUCUGACAAGAACGUCGAGAUCACCAUCAUCUACGACUAUCUUGGCGCCGGCGAGGUCUCCCAGUAA
Messenger RNA from Cordyceps militaris CM01, 609 nucleotides. RefSeq lists its product as uncharacterized. Bases 1 to 609 code for a protein of 202 amino acids. The record is from RefSeq and is a predicted model, not a curated record. The transcript has 2 exons. Lineage: Eukaryota; Fungi; Ascomycota; Sordariomycetes; Hypocreales; Cordycipitaceae.